AGACAUGCAACGACAACAACUUUUUUAGACUCACGUUGUCAAUACAUGCUUAUUUUAUAUCAAGAACGAAAAAUCAGCUAAAAAAUAUGUCAAGUUUGAAGUAUUUGUUCGUUAUUCCCGUCCUUGUUGCCUUGCUUGCUUACUUUUAUCCAUCAGAUUACGAUUAUGAAAACGAUAUGAACGAGCGACUUAAACAAAUUUUGUCCGGGUUACUCCGAGCAGAGAAGAAAAUCGCACAACCAAAGGCGAAAAUUGCAAUUGGGUUUGGUGGUUGCCAAGAUAUGUUUGUAGAUGGUCUUGCACUCUUAGAUGCUUUGAAAUUUGAGGCCCCAGAAAACCCUGAACACUUUAUGUCUGUUGAUACUCAGCAGGAGUUGACAAAGAUGAUGGCAUAUUUCUUUCAGCAUGGUGCUGCAGCAGAACGUUAUGUUGGAAAUGAAACAUUAUUUAACCAGUUAACAAGAGCAGCUAAAACAAUUCCUGGAUACAGAGAAGCUAUAGGUGGAAAUGCCCCUGCCAUGGCACAAAGACUGGCUCAGGAAGGUGCAGAAGUUCUGUUGGCUGCUAAAUUAUCAAACAAUGCCAGGAAAGCACUUCAUUCUAGUUUACAUAUACUUGGAGAUGUUCUAGAAAAAGAUGAUAUCCAUUUGAUUUUAGAAUACAAAACAGGAGAUAAAUGGGGGAAAUUUACCUCUCCUAGAGCUAACAGGUUUAUAGUUCACAGUGACAACAGUAAUCCCUUAUUGGAGACAGUAGAUGAUUUAGAAAAGGAAAUCCUAAAGUUUGACCCUUCUGUACUUAUUGUUGGUGGAUUACAGAUGAUGGAUAAUUUUCCUUUUCAAGAGGGUCAAAUGGAAUCAAGACUUGGCAAAUUGAGGUCACUACUGGCAACUUUACCUAGGAAUAUAAAUACACAUUUUGAGAUGGCUUCAUUCUCUGAUCCAUCACUGUUACAGAAAAUCAUCAGCACAGUGGUUGAGUAUUCAAAUUCAUUAGGUAUGAAUGAGCAAGAGUUACCUAACCUUGUCAGCAUAUUACAGUAUGGAAAUGUUUCUCUCCUUUCUGAUGCUCACCCAAGAGUAGCGUCUGUUUUAGACCAGAUGAGACAAGUAUACAAGCUGUUGAAAAAUACAAAGGAAGUUGAUGGAAAAAGAAAAUUAACCCGUCUGCAUGUCCACACUCUUGCCUACCAAGCCAUAUUGACAACCAAAGGUUCACCCUGGAAAAACACAAUGUCUGCCACUGCUAAAGCUUCUUUGACAGCUCAUCGACAUGUUUGUGGAUCAAAUUGGAUACACACACAAAAGUCAAAGCUAUUGUUGGAUGACUCAUUCUCAUCUAGUAUAUCAGCCAGUUCCACAAGAAUUCCAGUACACGAGAAACGUCCUGUGUCAUGUUGGGAUGAAGAUGAUUAUCAGAUUUGCGUUGCCCCUGUGUUAGUAUGUACUCAGGUAAAACAGACAGCUGGUGGAGGCGAUAACAUAUCAUCAGCAGGUCUACUGGUACAAGUCAAUUAAACUUUUGACUUUCAUAUUUGUUGUUGUUUUUAAAACAGAUUCCACUAGAAAAUAUGUUUAACUUUGUUUUUAUGUGUACUGCCAAGAUAUGUUUACGAAAUUUGCCAUUAUUUGAGGUACUUAAAUUAAAAAUGUGUGUGUGAAACUGGCAAUGACAUUUUAGUGAUGAAGUAAUCAAUACAUUUGUAAUAUGAUAAAUAUUUUUUUUCUUCGUGUAGCUGUUAAUUCCUUUUAUUUUUUAGCUGUAAGGAUUGGAACUGAAUGAAUGAAAAAUGAAAUAAGUAAAUUAUGGUUUUUGUGUGAUAGAUAUUUCAAGCUUAUUAUCAUUUACAUAUAUCAAUAUGAUUGGUUUUGUAAGCUAUAUAUCCUGGGACCACAUUGUAUCAGCUUUUCAUUGACGUAUAUAGUUUACUAUAUUUACAUAUUAUUUUGCACUGGUAAUAUACAUUUUGUAAUAUCACACUAAAAUUUGUAUAUAUAUGAACUAACAAAAAUGGCGUAAUUUUACAUAGAAGAUCUUGGUUUUAUAAUCUUUUGGGGAAUAAGAAAUUUUAAUGGGAAUCUUUUUUAAUUUUGGGAUAAAACAAGGUUGUCAAUAAUUUCCAAAUUUCUCCAUUCAGGUCUUUAUAUCAAAAUUGUUGUACAUGUAGUUUUAUAUUGAAUUUAACUCUGCUAAGUCUAAUAUAAAAAAACAAGAUAUGUUAUGAAUCAUUUAUGAUUGCCAAUGAGACAGCUCUCCACAAGAGACCAAUGACACAGAUAUGAAUUAAACAACUUAUGUCCUUUUGUUUUUAAAACUUCCUAGUUCUUUGUAUAGAUUUUGUUUUUCAUUUUCAGUUUCUUGUCUCUUAUUAUUAUUUAAUAAAUGUCUUAUUCUAGUCUUUUAAUUAAUAAUCAUCCUCUAUUAUUCUUUUCAAUGUUUUUUUUAUAUUAUAAACUUGUUAUGAAAAUACCUCUCUUUGUUGCUAAUUUAUAGUUUUAAAUAUUUAUGUUAUUACCCUUUGCUCCUUGAAAAAAAGUAUUAAAUCUAUAUUUAACAUGUUUUCAAUGUCAAUCAUGGUGCUAGAUAAACAAAAGAGGUGAAAAAUAAAACAUUUUUUUUUUAUAAGUUUGUUUAUUUAUAAAUGUAUAAAUAUGAUAGUUGUUCCAAUAAUUUGUGGCACUCAAAGAUUUUUUUAAUGCUUAUUACUGCAGUGUUUGUGACUUGUUUUGAUGAAAAAGUGAUAUAACUUUAAAUUUUAUAAUUUUCAAAAGUGUUUCAAUUAAACUUCUUGAUCAAGUGUCACAAUUUAUUGGAAAACAAUCAUAAGCCUGAUCCAGAAAUCCAUGAUCAUGUCAUAAUAUCAAGUAAAAUAACUGAUGAUGUGCAAUUUUUGUUGUUGUAGAUUCUGAAUUUCAUAUUUUGAGGGUAGCAGGGUAGCAAACUCGAUGUGUAUUUUAUUAACAUUUGUUAAAGCAAUGAAAAAUUUAGUUUCUUAUGCUAUAGUAUGUUUAAAUUUAUAAGUUGCAAGUCUAUUUUAGUUAAACCUAUCUGGUAGCAUGCAUGUAUAGAAAUCAUCUUUUAAGAAAAAAUAUUUGGAAGUGUUUAUUAUUUUAAAAUUGGCCGUUUCAGAAUCUAAAGCAUCAUGGGUAAUUUCAUUGUUCGUACCCCAAAGUGAAAAUAACGUUAUGUCAUUGGUUGAAUUUCCAUUGUUUAUAACGUUUUAAACCAAUCAAAACGCUUUGGUGUACGCUUUUGAAAAUAUUACCCAGGAUGCAUUAGAUUCUGAAACGGCGAAUUGCAAAGACCAGCUAAAUGUUGUUUCCAUCUUGAGUGUUAGACCUUUAUGUUUUAGAAAUCUAUAUUUUUUUUUAUUAAAUGAUGCAAAGUGUGUUAUGCUUUAAAAUGUUCCCAGUUUUUAAAAAGCUUUUGACUAGACCAAUACAAUUUUUACACGGAAGAACAUUUUAUUAAUUGUAUAUUUCCAGAAAAUUAUGAGCACUUUUACUAAAAUUUCAUAUGGAAUUUCAGUCAUCAGCUUCAGUAAAUAAUGCAACCAUGGUUUAAACACAUUUUAAAACACAACUUGCAUACUAAUUGAUGUUCAAUAUUUUGUGUUAAUUAGUUAUUUUAAAAUGAAUGUUAAGUAAUAUAGACAAUAAGUUAUGGUAUAAUUUUGUAGAUGAUAAGGAUUGAAUAAAUAGAUUUUUUUCUUCAGUAAUUUUAUAGGUAUAUGCUAUGCACAAAUUUCAUGUUCAUAUAUUUCAUUAGCAGUUAUCACAGUUGUUGUCCAAUUUAUUAUUGUUACCACUUUGUAAUAAAUUAAAUCCUUCAA
This is a messenger RNA of Mytilus trossulus (common blue mussel), 3832 nucleotides long. RefSeq names its product ADP-dependent glucokinase-like. Lineage: Eukaryota; Metazoa; Mollusca; Bivalvia; Mytilida; Mytilidae. Gene Ontology annotation, cellular component: endoplasmic reticulum. The transcript is spliced from 5 exons. Gene Ontology annotation, biological process: glucose metabolic process. Gene Ontology annotation, molecular function: ADP-specific glucokinase activity. Bases 87 to 1517 code for a protein of 476 amino acids. The record is from RefSeq and is a predicted model, not a curated record.